This is a messenger RNA of Patiria miniata (bat star), 4178 nucleotides long. RefSeq lists its product as uncharacterized. The record is from RefSeq and is a predicted model, not a curated record. Lineage: Eukaryota; Metazoa; Echinodermata; Asteroidea; Valvatida; Asterinidae. The transcript has 7 exons. Gene Ontology annotation, molecular function: protein kinase activity; ATP binding. The coding region runs from base 1 to 4146 and encodes 1381 amino acids. Gene Ontology annotation, biological process: protein phosphorylation.
AUGUACAACUACGCAAGAGCGUACGCAGCAGCUUUUUCGGAAAGUUACAAAAAGGCUUGUGACUUGUUGGACCACUCGGCGGGAGGUAGCGGGGCGUGUUACGGCAACUACGGUCCCCGUUCUGCAACCGUCAGAGGACGAUGUCCGCAUUCGGCUCGCGUCGGGAGCGGUAAUCCACCCAGAGGUGAUACCCGGGGAAGAUCGCGGAAUGCCGGUCAGCCCAUAACUGGCUCCCGGCGGGUGUCCCCAAGUGGAUAUGUCCAUCGCCAGAUUGAUUCCGCUAAGGAUGAGCGGAAUCUUAAGCCACCCUUACAAGGCCCUCAAGUCAAGAGGCUUUUCCCCCUUCGGCGUCAACUUCAACGCAACAAGGUUCGACCUCUCAACACCGACGGUCCCUCGUUGACACCAGAAGCACGCCCGCCCCGCCCCAGUGCCCGAGUUGACUCGGCCCGCUACGCCAUGUUCACUGCCUCAUCGCAAAUCUCAAAUACCAACCGGGGAUCAGGCAACUUGGUCGUAGUCGGGCAGUCCUGUAAGCUGACGAACAUCAACAGCGACAGGACGAGCUCGUGUCCCCCAGUAGACGAUGAUGACAGGCCGUCAUCUGUCGUCUCAGGCCAGGCACGUGUCCCACCAAGAUCAAGGCCCAAGCGACCGUGGACAUCGAGACUUCGAUCCCUCUUUGCUCCUCGGAAUCGCGAGCGCAUGACCACCGUUCAGCCCUUCGUUACACCACAAGGGCAAUCGGAAGGUCAAGUCAGCCGACCUAGGUCACCGAAAGAAGACCAUAGUGACCCAGGUCAAGUUAGUCGACCUUGGUCACUGAAAGAAGACCACAGUGACCCAGGUAAAGUCAGCCGACCUAGGUCACUGAAAGAAGACCACAGUGACCCAGGUCACCAGAGCCGGUACACCAGCGCUCUGAUGAAGAAUCGAGAAGCAAAGGGAUUUGGAGGAAAUGCAUCGACUGGAACGAUGUAUCGUCGGCAAGGCAGUGCUGCCCUGGCUACAAGACCAGCCUCUUGCGCCGACCAGCCACUCCCGAUCCCAGGAGUACCUCAAUUAGACUGGGACCAUCUGCAGUCAAGUUCUCUCUCUGCUCUGAUGAGUGAUAAUCCCAUCUUAUCGCAGGAGCAGGAGGAGGUUACGAGCCUCAUCGUCAACUACGAUGAUGGGUCACUCCUUACUCUAACUCCCAGGGAUGCUUCCUUAUGCAAUUCGUCUGUCUCCAUCUUGCCUUCGUUUCCAUCUCAGAGGCAAGAACCAGCGAUGGAGGAUGGAAAACCAGCAUCAGAUGAGGAAGUAGAAAUCCCUAACCCGGAUCCUCUGACGUCGAUCUCAAGAGGUGAUGACAAGUCUUCUGAAAUCAAAUUGACACCGCAACCAUCCCCAAUGCAAGACAGAGAAGGUGAAGACAUGACACCAGAUGACAACUCAGUGUCGAAGCCAGUCUUGCAGUCUCUAUCUACCGAGGGGACUUGUGGGUCCUCUGAUUUCACGCCGUGCUUAUGUCUAGAGGUUCAGGAACAAGUACAAGAAGAUCAAGAUGUAGCACACAAUAAUGCAGAAUCCACCUUGAAGUCUGUAGCACCUUGCUCUACCGCAACAAGUGAGGAAUCUCCUACCAACAUCCUCAUUUGUCACCUGGAUAGGCUUCAGGCCGAAGUCGUUGAAGAUGGCGACAGAGCAUCAGAUCUUGAAGGCGCAAAUUCAAGACACGAACCUACAUCCCCUUCAAGAAAUGAUGCACCAUCUUCCCCAACAACAUCAACCUCUUCCGUAAUGUCAUCGGAUGAAAACAGAACCCCUGAUGACGGGAAACCAUGCACUUUAAACGAAGUCCUCAUCUCUGCCUUGCCCAGUCUUACAUCUGCAAUCUAUGAGAAGGAGGCCUUGGAGAGGCAUGGAGACGAAAGAUCUGAUGAUGAAGAAUCACCCAAGCAACAAACAUCCGCAUCUUCAUCGACGAGAAGUAGUCUCUCCAACCCAGUGAAAAGUUUUUCAAUGUCACCAUUAUCAGAAAGCACAGAAUCAACAAUCAAGCAGGAUGAAGACAUGGUAUCUGAGAAUGAAGGACUCAUCUUGGAGCCUCUUCUUUCGUCAGAAAAUGACAUCACACCCUCAAUCCCAAUGGCAACCUCGUCUUUGGCAACAUCACAACAUCACAACGAGGUGGGAGAAGGUGGAGACGAUAUUGAUGGUUUGGAAUCGAUCUCGAAGCCAAUGUCUCCAUCUGAGCUCAGUGUGUCCACUGCAUCUACAAGCUCCUCUUCGUCUCAGAGUCUCGGACCAGGAACGGAGGAUGAAGACUUCAUCUACGAUGAUGGCAGAGAAGGUUCCUCAUUAUCAUCCAUGAGAGCUGCAGGCACUGCUAGUGAGGAAUUUCAAACCAGGAAAGCCAAAGAUAUAAUUCGCGAAUUGAACCAAAUGACCUCAUCGACGGAGGACGUAGAGUCACGUAAUGAGUGUGUGAAAUCAGCAUCUCCAGCAAAUCCUGCCAAGAAACCCUCAGAUAUCGAGGAGGCUAGGGGAACAUCAAGUACAUCAUCACAGGCCCUGGAGGACGCCUUGAGUCCUAGACAGGUGGCAUCUUCAAAAGAUUCGGAAUUGUCAUCAUCCAUAAUUGCAAGGAAGGAUUCCAAUGAAUGUUUGGAGGAUCUUGAAGGAAACGCUCAGAAGAGUGACGCAACAUCAAGUACAACAGCACAAGCUCGAAUGGACAUCUUAAGUCGUCAAGAGACUGCAUCUGCAAGAGAUUUUGAAUCUCCUUCAUCUGUAAUUGCAAGAACAGAUUCCACAAACCUUUUGAAUGAUCUCAAAGGAAAAGCUCAGGGGAGUGAAUCAACACCAAAUACAGCAGCACAGGUUCAAACAGAUAGCGCAAAUCUUCAAGGGGCUGCAUCCGCCAGAGAUUUAGUAUCUUCUUCGUCCAUGGUUGCAAAAGAAGGUUCUAACAAGAAUUUGGUGGAAAUUGCAGGAAUAGAACAGAAGAGCGACUCAGAUCGGCAAGAGCCAACACCAGCUGGAAAUCAUGCAUCUUCAGUUUCAAAUCUCUCUGAGAAGAAUUCAACUUCAACUUCACCAAGGGCAAUUGUGCCUUCGUUAGAAGAAAACCAGCAUUCACUACAACCGAACAUCUCGAAGAAAUCACCUUCGAAGGAUGCAUCAGCGGAUGACAAGAAAUCAAGCAUUGCCAAUGCAUCUUCUGCUCAGACAUCCCAGGCAACCGAAGGUCCUCAAGACGGAAUACCAGAACUCACACCUGCUGCUUACCCCUCUAUCGAUCCUAGCGAGUUAGAGUUCAUUCUGUCUGACAAAGGAGGACGGGUGAUGCUUGGGUGUGGUAACUAUGGUGAAGUCUUACUGAUGCGUCGUCAAGGAGACACCACUCUGCUUGCCGUAAAGGUACUGACAAGGAGCUUCUCACUCUUACAGCAAGAGGUGGCAGCCAUGCAUGCGGUGAUGAACUGCCCGUACUUCCCCAAGUUUGUAGGAGUCAUUGACUACUGUUCGUACGCCCAGGAGCUAGUGGGUGGAGUCGGGAGGAACACGGCUUACAACUUCAGCAAGGCGCGGUACGACUACAAUCUCUUGAACGCGUUAGAGUGGCUACACGUCUGCCGUGAUGUCACGGAGGGACUCAAGGCUUUACACGCUGCUGGCUGGCUUCAUAACGACCUACACUGCGGUAAUGCCAUGGUGUGUCCCAAUCCACCAGGCUCGGAGGUGGCUUGGUGUGGCAAAAUCAUCGACCUAGGUAACGCCCAGCGGACUUCGAAUCCAGGCCCACUGGUGAUCCUGGAAUAUGAGGAACAGAAUAUGUUCUACAAAGUUGCCAAGCAGUGUGCUCCCGAGGUGCUGGAAGGCAGAGGCACGUUCACCGAGAAGUCCGACAUCUACAGUCUUGGCAAGCUCUUCGUGGAUGUAGCCGGUGAUGCAAACAUCCUCCACGGUCUUCGUCUGCUGGGUGAGUUCUCCUGCAUGAGACGCAGCCCCGGUGCUCGCCCGACACUGGAAGCCAUCUCACUGAAACUUGACCAUCUCAUUGCGCAGCUGUUGGAGGCUCACCAGCAAUCUUCCAGCGCUACUCCUGCUCUUCCUUCCUCUUCCUCUCCUUCUUCUAACCUUCGUCGCCAUCUUUCUUAAAUUAUCAAAACCAAAAUCGCACAGAAAAAAGG